Fraxinus pennsylvanica is the source of this 969-nucleotide messenger RNA. NCBI's taxonomy places the organism in Eukaryota, Viridiplantae, Streptophyta, Magnoliopsida, Lamiales, Oleaceae. The record is from the annotation of a GenBank genome assembly.
AUGGCAGCUCCAACCGACUUGGAUUUUCUUGAAACCCAGUUGCAAAACGACCCGAAAAAUCUGCAGAAUUACCCAGUGCCACUGUCCCCACCAUUGCCAUCCAUAUCCAAGAAUAUAGAGUUGAACAGGGCCUUGACAGCUUCUUCAAAAUCAUCAGUUUUUUCUCUUAACGGAAAUGAUGUUCUUUUUGAAGAUGAGUGGCUUAUUGCCAUCAAUAAGCCUCGGGGAAUUUACUGUGAGAGUGUCCUAUCUGCUGUUCCUACUCUACUUGAGAAUGAUUCUGUUGACUCAGGAGAUCGAGUAAACUUGCCAGAACUCCAUUUAGCUAACAGGCUUGAUCGCGAUACAAGUGGUGUUACAAUUGUCACCAAGUCACACAAAGUGGCUGCCAAGCUAGUGAAAGCUUUUACCAAACACGAGGUUAGGAAAACCUACCUUGCAUACUGCAUUGGUCCAGCUCCAGAAUGGGAAAAUAUCACUGUUAGAUCUGGUCAUGGUCGGUCAAAGUACGGAGCUUGGCGUGUUUAUGCUGCAUCCGAUGUUGGCCGGAAACUACCUGGUGGAUCAAUGGUCAGAGAUAUGGAAACUUUGUUUGAAGUUAUCUCUAUAAAUGGGCAAGGUCGGUUGAAAGAAUUUUCUAGACCAAAAGAACAUGAGAAAAGAGUUACUGUUGUUGAAGAGAAAUCUUUAGUUGAUUGUGAUGUGAAGAAAGACGAGAUUCUGUUAAGAGCGUAUCCUAGGAGUGGAAGAACACAUCAAAUUCGUUUGCAUUGCCAGUAUCUUGGAAUUCCCAUAAGAGGCGACGUGAAGUAUGAGGGUGUCUAUGAAUGGAAGGGCACAACAUAUGACGGCCAUGAACUUCAUGCAGAAAGCUUGUCUUUCGAUCAUCCUGUUACAGCUCAGCCAGUUUUGAUUCAGGCACCUCUGCCUUUGUGGGCAGCCCAAGAACUGGGUCCAGGAUUGUUAUGA